This is a messenger RNA of Staurois parvus, 334 nucleotides long. The record is from the annotation of a GenBank genome assembly. Lineage: Eukaryota; Metazoa; Chordata; Amphibia; Anura; Ranidae.
UGACAAAAUGGAACCCACCAGCAGUGUGAGGAGACCUGAAAGUGGCACAUGGCAGAGUGUGGCGAUGGAGACAGCAGCAAUGGGAGGCCGUACAGGGACCCAUGACACACUCUGGACCUGGCAGCAGCAUGAGGAGGCGGUACAGGGGCCCAUGACAGAUUACGGGCCUGGCAGCAGCAAUGGAAGGCCAUACAGCACCCUAUCACAAAAUGGAACCCACCAACAGUGUAAGGAGACCUGAAAGUGGCACAUGGCAGAGUCUGGCGAUGAAGUCAGCAGCAAUGGGAGGCCGUACAGGGACCCAUGAGACACUCUGGACCUGGCAGCAGCAAGA